Molecule: messenger RNA, 2390 nt
Organism: Porites lobata
Lineage: Eukaryota; Metazoa; Cnidaria; Anthozoa; Scleractinia; Poritidae
Source: the annotation of a GenBank genome assembly
GGCUCAGUCAACAAACUAGGCAGAGAAUCUCUUUUGAAGUUCUUCAAACUAAACAGCGAUCUAGAAAGCCCUGGACAAUAUAAUACUUCAAGAAAUCAGACAACAAAUACCUCAGCAAAGGCAGAGUCAAUUUUUAGCUCGUCAUGGAUAUGUAGACAUAAUUCCACGGGGAUUACACGAUAUAAAAAAUGCCUCAAGAGGCAAAAAAACAAUGCAGUGAAAAAAUCAUUCCGUCCACAUGACUACGACGACGACGAAGAUUACGAUGAUCCCGGAAGUGAUUACGAGGAAACUCCAGAAGACGAGGAGUUUCCGCAGGAUGACUUGCCAGGUUCGUAUAGGUCUUAUAACGACUUGCCACCGAGGCCUCGGGAUUCAGAAGGUUUAUACGGGGGUCCAUCGGAGAGACUUCGGGAUUACGAGGCUGAGGAAGAAGAUAGUGAGGCAAGGCGAAGAUAUGAAUUUGAGGAUGAGCCACCAAACCGGCCUGGGUACGAAGAUGAGUUAGACCACGAGGACGACGAGGACGACGAGGACGACGAGAGAGAUGGCUGGGACUGGGAACCACCAAGACGACAUCAUGGUAUUGAAAGAUAAAUAACUUCGUUCUUUGAUGCGAUAUUUUGCCUGUCUUUUAAUAAUCUUCUCUUCAGAAAGGAUUUCAUUAUUACAUAGCUAAGUAAUAUUUAACAUACAACCAAUUUAUCUGACAAGUUAGGACAGUGUAAACCCCCAUCACCGCAUCGCCAUGCAGUCAGUACUGGGUUUAGGCAAGAGAUAGCUCAUUCUCUCUUGGUUUAGGUGUCACUAAUGGAGAAUGAAAGAAUAUCGUACAAAGAGAAAGCGUGCAGACAAAAUAUAGACUGCCUCAGCGCUACUGAACUGCAAGAAAAACAAUUCCAGGUCAUUAUUUUCGAUUAACAACUGAUUGGACUAGCUGGUGAAACAACGUGCUACCGUCGGUUGCAUCGAAGCGUGGACACAAGACAAAUACCCUGUUCUAAUAGGGUGUCACACAUGACAUGUUUUGCCUCCAAAGUUUGACAGCCGGUCAAGCAGACCGUCGCGCCAAAGGAAAGUUGUUUAUAUGUUUUUGAUCAGUGCUUCCACUCAUAUUUCAUUUUUCUCAACCGCAAGACAUAUUUCUCGCUUAGAAACAGCUUACUUGCCUACAGAAAUUAUACUUACCGUCUAAAAAUUCCUUUAAAGAAUAUUUUGUUGAGCGAAAACAAAUCAAGUCGAAAACAGCCACUAACUCCAAACUUCGAAUAUUUGGCGACAAAACAUGUUCUAAUUGGGUGCCCCCAGGUUGGGGGUUGAGCGUGGGGCUAACAACCCCACCUCGGAAAAGAAAAACCGAUAAUCGAUAAUAAUCGAUAGUAAUCGAUAUCAAUCAUCAAUGAAUAUCGAUUUCCGAUAUAGAUCGAUAGAAAUCGAUAAAGAAAAAAGUUGUGUCUUCCAUUAAUUUCCAGGAUUUACCACUAGAAAUCGAUGAUGAUUUUUAUCGAUUGUUAUCGAUUACUAUCAAUUCCUAUCGAUAUCGAUCUCCGAUAUCAGUCGGUAUUAUUCGGUGGAUUAAAUGGAUUAGUAUCGAUGAUAUCGAUUGAUUUCCGAUAUCGAUUUUUAUCUGUUAACUCCGUCUAGUGUUACCGAAAUUUAAACACUAGCACAAAAGAAUAAUAAGCUAAACAAAAAGUUAUUUAACAAAUCUAAUUUGUUGAAAUAUUACAGGUGGAAAGAGAUGGAAGUCUCAUCAAGAUCCAGAUGAUGACGAUGAAUAUGAACCCAGCUACCACUCUCGGUACCAGCAUCACCCGAGACAUGCGCACUAUCACCGCCAGUACUUUACACACCCUUCUAAUGUUCGUGCCAGUUACAGAACAUUCGACCAAUCAGUGCCUUCAUGGCGAUCUCCAUACACCCAGAUUUACCAAGCCUUCUAUCCUACCUCUGCACCCUACACUCCGCAUCCCGCGAGAUUGGCAACAUUUCCCUCGGGUCAAGCAAGCUGGCAGCCUCCUUAUCUUCGGAUGAACACAAGACAUUUGCUCAAUGCUGUUGGGCCGAGUGUUAUCAAUCCUUACCUUCAAAAUACUUUCACUUAUCCACAUCGAGAGACUAACUCAUUUUUUAUUCCUCCUCGUCGUGUCUCAUCGACUCCCUAUUUGGAGGCCACAGCUAGAAAUCUCGUGAGUUUCACGAGAACUAUUCCCGAUAUCGCCGCGACUCUCCCGCGUCUAUCUGACAGUGUCUAUCAUUACCCGCGAGUUAUCCCUGGGGUAGCAUCCCGUAGCCGGCAUUUUGGCGGUCACUUAUCAGGACCGUUUCUAAGACACAGCGAGUUCCCUGAUGCUGUUCUCAACAGAAUUAGAGAAUUAAAUCUUCACUGA